UUUAAUCAAAAUUUGUGGUUUUUGAACGACACUUGUUAUUUCAUAAUGACGUAGAUGACGUCUAUUUAUUAUUGUGAUGUUGUGAUUUUUAAAUGCUUUUAGCAAUAUUACGGAAAUAUCAUUGUUAUAUUGAAUAUGUUUUACAAACGAAGUACUGAACAAUGCGUAAAGCGUACAAUGUAAAAGGAGUGCUAAAAAAGCGAUUGCGAACUAUACAAAGGAGGGCUAUCGAGAGAGGCUUAGAUGGGGUGCUAUUACAGCAAUACGAUUUUAUAUGUAAUUUUAGUGAUGAAGUUGAAAAUAAGAAAUCUAAUAAGAAGCUUAUUGCAGUCAUAGUGUCGGCAUUUAUUAUAUUAGUGCUGAGCGUUAGCUAUAUCAACAGUAUUUUAAGCGCUAGAUGUCUGUUACCUAGUAAUUACUUAGUGUGGGAGGCGACGCGGCCACUCGCCGAUUGCGCCUAUUGUGAGAAUGUUACGAAACCAAUUAUAUUGUGGAACGUCACGCGGCAGGAAUUUGCUAAUUAUGCUUAUACACCAGGACCUAUAAUCGUAAAAAAUGCCAUCAGACAUUGGAGAGCGACCAAAGAGUUUAGUUUUAAUAUGUUUAAGAGGCUGUAUGAACAAACUGCAGGCAGCUAUGAAAGCCUUGAGGAAGGAUGCCAGUUUCUUAAUUUUAAGACAGAUCUGUUUAGUCUAAGGGAAGUUUUCAGCAUGCCUGAAGCUAGGGUUAAGAAUGAAGAGGGCCAAAAGCCUUGGUAUGUUGGAUGGGGUAACUGCCAUCCUGACAUAUUGGCUCAAGUCAGACAGUAUUAUGAUAUUCCACAAUUUUUACCUGAUGAUGCUGAAUUUCCAGCAACAGAAAAUAUAUUUUUUGGAUUUGAAAUUGGAGCUGUGAUGCAUUUGGAUUAUAUAUCAAGACUGAUGUGGCAGGGGCAGGUGCAAGGGAACAAGACAUGGUUUGUGGCUCCUGUGCCCGAGUGUGAUCAUGUGUGUCAUAAGUUUCAGUAUUACGUUGAGCCUGGAGAUGUGGUGUUAUUGGAUACGCGCAUUUGGUACCACGCCACAACCAUACCUAAGGGCCAAUUUUCCUUGACAGUACAAUCAGAGUAUGGAUGAAAUAAUGCUGCUAUGCCAAGACUUAGUACAAAAGAAAGUGUUCUUUCACAUAUCAAGAUGCCAAAUUAUACACAUUUAUUAUUUAUACAAGCUAUUUUAAACUUUCGAUAUAAUGCAUUCAAGUGCCAUUUUUGUAGUGCAACUAUAUUUAGCAAUAAGUUUAUGCAAUAUUUUGUUUUUUUAUACUCUUGUAAACUAUUUAUUUUCUAUCAUGUGUUCUAGAAAUAUACUUUUUGGAAGUUU
Spodoptera litura is the source of this 1358-nucleotide messenger RNA. RefSeq lists its product as uncharacterized. Gene Ontology annotation, molecular function: 2-oxoglutarate-dependent dioxygenase activity. The record is from RefSeq and is a predicted model, not a curated record. Lineage: Eukaryota; Metazoa; Arthropoda; Insecta; Lepidoptera; Noctuidae.